AUGACUAUGGCGCUUGGCCACCAGCUACUCAGCACGAUUGAGAAGCUCCCCGUCACCACUACACCAAGUGCCCGCAGGCGGGCUGGACCUGUGCGGCUGAGGGCAAAGCUCCCGAAGCCGAGAAUGCCUCCGCUGUUUCGAGGGACACCUUGGGACCCAUCAUGCCAAGGUACAACUUGGUGGUUUGCAGGAACAGUUUCCUGCCAUGGGCAAUGGUCCGUAUCCAGACAGAGAGCCUGCAAACCAAUGUCUCGCAGACACUGA
Molecule: messenger RNA, 264 nt
Organism: Symbiodinium sp. CCMP2592
Lineage: Eukaryota; Dinophyceae; Suessiales; Symbiodiniaceae
Source: the annotation of a GenBank genome assembly